Messenger RNA from Naumovozyma castellii, 1500 nucleotides. RefSeq names its product aldehyde dehydrogenase (NADP(+)) ALD6 (gene ALD6). NCBI's taxonomy places the organism in Eukaryota, Fungi, Ascomycota, Saccharomycetes, Saccharomycetales, Saccharomycetaceae. The transcript has a single exon. The coding region runs from base 1 to 1500 and encodes 499 amino acids. The record is from RefSeq and is a predicted model, not a curated record.
AUGACUAAGAUUAACUUUGAAGCUGCUGAACCAGCAACCAUCACUCUACCAAACGGUAUCACAUACAACCAACCAACCGGUCUAUUCAUCAACAAUGAAUUCAUGAAAUCUCAAGAUUACAAGACUAUUAAAGUGGAAAAUCCAGCCACUGCAGAAAUAGUAUGCGAAGUCUCUUCAGGGACUUCCGAAGAUGUCGAAUACGCAGUGGAAUCCGCUGAACACGCAUUCAAUGACACAGAUUGGGCCACUCAAGACCCCAAAAUUAGAGGCCGUUACUUGUCCAAAUUGGCUGACUUAAUGGAAGAAAAUUUGGAAUUGAUGGCUUCCAUUGAAACUCUAGAUAACGGUAAGACUUUAGCCUUAUCCCGUGGGGAUGUCGGUCUUGCCAUCAACUGUAUCAGAGACGCCGCCUCCUAUGCUGAUAAGAUUAAUGGUAGAACCAUUAACAGUGGGGACGGAUACAUGAAUUUCACCGUUAAGGAACCAAUUGGUGUCUGUGGUCAAAUCAUUCCUUGGAAUUUCCCAUUGAUGAUGUUGUCAUGGAAGAUCGCUCCUGCCUUAGCCAUGGGUAACGUUAUCAUUUUGAAACCCGCUUCAGCUACUCCAUUAAACGCUCUAUUCUUCGCUUCCUUGUGUAAGAAGGUUGGGAUCCCAGCUGGUGUAGUUAAUAUCAUUCCUGGUCCAGGGAGAACGGUCGGUAACGCCAUUACUACUCAUCCAAGAAUUAGAAAGGCUGCCUUUACUGGGUCCACUGAAAUCGGUAAGGAUAUCGCUAUCAAGGCUUCUGGUUCCAAUUUGAAAAAGAUCACUUUGGAAUUAGGUGGUAAAUCUGCUCAUUUGGUCUUCGAUGACGCAAACAUUGAAAAGACUUUACCUAAUUUGGUCAACGGUAUCUUUAAGAAUGCCGGUCAAAUUUGUUCAUCUGGUUCAAGAAUUUACGUACAAGAAGGUAUUUACGAUAAGUUGAUGCCUGCAUUUAAAAAGUACGUGGAAAACUUGAAGGUCGGUGACCCAUUCGAUGAAUCUAACUUCCAAGGUGCUAUCACCAACCGUGAACAAUACGAAACUAUCUUGAAGUAUAUCAAGAUCGGUAAGGAGGAAGGUGCUAAGAUAUUAACCGGUGGUGAAACUAUCGGCAACAAGGGUUACUUCAUCAAACCAACUAUUUUCUACGAUGUUAAGGAAGAUAUGGAAAUUGUUAGAGAAGAAAUCUUUGGUCCAGUGGUCACUGUCUCCAAAUUUAAGGAUAUUGAAGAUGGUGUUGCCAUGGCAAACGCCUCUGAAUUCGGGUUAGGUGCUGGUAUUGAAACUGAAAACUUGUCUACCGCUUUGAAGGUUGCCAAGAUGUUGAAAUCAGGUACCGUAUGGAUUAACACUUACAAUGAUUUUGAUUCAAGAGUCCCAUUCGGUGGUGUUAAACAAUCAGGUUACGGUAGAGAAAUGGGUGAAGAAGUUUACGACUGUUACACUGAAGUAAAGGCCAUCAGAAUUAAGUUGUAA